CAUUACCCGUAGCAGGCGUGCCACUACCUAACUCCUAAGCAGUUGCCACUCCCGAGCUACAGAAAGGUGUUAUAUCGAUCACUUCAGAAGACUUUGAAUUUGUUGAAAAGCAAUUGUCAUGGCCUCUGAAAGAUACAGCUUCUCUCUGACAACUUUCAGUCCAUCGGGCAAGCUCGUCCAAAUUGAGUAUGCCCUGGCUGCUGUAGCAGGUGGUGCACCAAGUGUUGGCAUCAAAGCUGCCAAUGGAGUGGUACUAGCCACUGAGAAUAAACACAAAUCAAUUCUCUACGAUGAACACAGUCUCAAUAAAGUUGAGAUGAUCACCAAACACAUUGGAAUGAUCUACAGUGGCAUGGGACCCGACUAUCGUCUGUUAGUUAAACAAGCUAGGAAAAUGGCACAGCAGUACUUGUUGGUUUACAACGAGCCCAUUCCCACUGCCCAACUCGUCCAAAGGGUCGCCAUGCUCAUGCAAGAGUACACUCAAUCGGGGGGUGUCAGGCCCUUCGGCGUUUCCCUUCUGAUCUGCGGAUGGGACAAUGGGAAGCCUUAUCUCUUCCAGUGUGAUCCCUCAGGCGCCUAUUUCGCCUGGAGAGCAACUGCCAUGGGUAAGAAUUUUAUUAAUGGCAAAACUUUCCUGGAGAAACGUUACAGUGAGGAUCUCGAGCUCGAUGAUGCUGUCCACACUGCCAUUCUGACACUCAAGGAGGGUUUCGAGGGCCAGAUGACAGCUGAUAACAUUGAAAUUGGAAUCGGCGAUGCCAAUGGAUUUAGACGAUUAGAUCCAUCCCACGUCAAGGAUUAUCUUGCCAAUAUUCCCUAAUUUAUACACUUGUCACUUUCGUUUAUUUUUCACCUUUCAUAAGGGUUUUUCAAGAGUUCAUAGGAGUGGUAAUAAAAAUAAAUAAAAUUUGGCUUUUCGGCA
This is a messenger RNA of Diachasmimorpha longicaudata, 925 nucleotides long. RefSeq names its product Proteasome alpha2 subunit (gene Prosalpha2). The coding region runs from base 119 to 823 and encodes 234 amino acids. Gene Ontology annotation, cellular component: proteasome core complex, alpha-subunit complex; proteasome core complex. The transcript is spliced from 3 exons. Gene Ontology annotation, biological process: ubiquitin-dependent protein catabolic process; proteasomal protein catabolic process. The record is from RefSeq and is a predicted model, not a curated record. Lineage: Eukaryota; Metazoa; Arthropoda; Insecta; Hymenoptera; Braconidae.